CCGCUGCAUCUUGAUUCUUCUCACACCACAUGCCAAAUGGCUUAUGCUAUCUGGUCGCUUGCAAAACACACAAUUACAUCGUCGUACCACCUCAGAAUUUCUAUCAUGUUUCUCCUCGGUGUAUUGAGCCUUGAAAAGCAACCGCAUGGUCCACAGACCUAGGACUCUCUAUGCGAUCACCAUCAUCUCAAUAUCAAUCGUCCUCGUCGCGAUACUCUUCCAACCAUUCCCAAGUUCUACACUUCACCAGCAAGAGUAUCCCACCAUCAUUCCACGCCCUUCGGUCAAGAGAUUCCUCCUCUCCCUCUUCAAACCUCCCUCCUCCUCCCCGACAACCAUGGCGUGGCGCAGCUCCGGCCGCACCAACGCCGAACUCAUCACCAACCUCUUCAACGCCGGGCUCAUCACCUCCCCCCGCGUCCGAGAAUCCAUGUCCUCGGUCGACCGGGCUCACUACUGCCCUUCAAGUCCGUCGGCGGCGUACGAAGAUUCCCCUCAACCCAUAGGCUUCUCGGCCACCAUCAGCGCACCCCACAUGCACGCCUCGGCGGCCGAGUCCUUACUCCCCUUCAUGCCCGAGUCCGGGGCGGCCAACGUCCUCGACAUCGGCUCCGGGAGUGGCUACCUCACUCACGUCCUGGCGAACCUGGUCUGCGGCGCGGACGGCAAGGGUGACGGCCACGUCGUGGGGAUAGACCACAUCCAGGGUUUGGUCGACAUGAGCCGGGAAAACAUGAGGCGGUCCGAGGAAGGCCGCCGGCUUCUGGACACGGGAAAGGUCGAACUCGUCGUGGGCGACGGACGCAAAGGUUACCCCAAGGGGGGUCCCUACGACGCGAUCCACGUCGGCGCCGCCGCGACCGAGCUGCACCAGAGUCUGGUCGACCAGUUGAAAUCCCCGGGUAGGAUGUUCAUCCCCGUGGAAGACAAAGAUGGCUGGGGUAGCCAGUGGAUCUGGGUGGUGGAUAAAGACAAAGAUGGAAAAGUCACGAAAAAGAGGGACAUGGGAGUUCGUUACGUCCCACUUACGGAUGCACCCAAAUGAACUAAUUCGGCGACGAAACGAUUCUGUGGAGAAGGAGAUUGGGAGUUGUCGUGCUCCGAAAGACUUCGAAUACGGCUACACGAACAAAACCCCUACGGAGCACCUGGCAAAUCAAAUCUGGGCUGGGCAUGUCGGUACCUCGCGAUGACCUGCUGGCUUGGUUGGGGUUUGCAGACUCUGGGUUGUGCUCGUGGUUUCAUCUGCCGUUCGGCAUGGUCACACUGGUAAGCGACUUGUCUACCUCCGUCACCGUGCUUUGCUAUGUCGGAUGUGCACCGUGGAGCAAUGCUGAGUGUGGUUCCUCAACAAUCGAUUCAGCCAGAUGAUGGAUCUCGAGGAUACAACGUUCAAUCUAAUUAUAUCAAGUAGUCGAUGUUUUAUUGCCAUCAGCAUCAUAUUGAGCAAUAUAUAUCACAAGCCAAACUUGCCUACUGUGACGAUAGAAGAGUUCGUCCGUUGCCCGCUGGUAGUCACGGCUUCCGCCUGCACUGACUGGCAUUUCUGUGGGAUGUUGACGGCGGUUUCGAAUCCAGCCCACCGCACAGUAGCCUGUUUCGAAAAUCCUCCACCAUUCGGCUGGCCGCAAUACACAGACCAUUCGGCGAGGUCGGUGGCGCCAUUCCAACUCAUGUACACAUCCGUACCCUCGCCCUCGAAAGCGACCACUCUUGGGGGAGUCGCAGGUCUUCCCGUCCAAGGGUAGCGAUAGGCUCGGUAGGACUGCUGCAGGUAGUAUGUACCAAAAGUGAUCAGCAUUGCAAUGUUGCCAUCCGCAUCAUACUCCUCGACAACUGGCACAGCACCGUGGCCCAGCAGGACAUGUCCGUCGGAUAAAUCCUGAUAGCUCCCUUGAGAGACUGCAAACACUGGGCCGGUCGGGUUUGACAAGGACCGAUUCACCGUGACCAGCUUGGUAGACAUGUCGAGAUCCAACGACAACCCCCGUGUCAGGGUAUUGUUGUCGUACUCCGUAUCUCCAUUGUCAUGCAGGGUGAUGGUCAUUCUGUCGGCGUCUUGAUAAGCGAUUCGGGCAUCGUGCUGGUAGCAGAAACGAGUGUUUUCGCCGAGUCUGAAGUCGCCACCAUUCUGUCCCUGGGAGUAGAUCAGCUUCUAGGGACACAAAGCCGGGCUCGAACUCUCGGUAACUUACAGAAAGGGUCCAGAGAACAUUGCCUCCGGCGUCAAUGUAGAAGAGACUGCACAGUAGCCGGGAGGAAAUCAGGUAGUCGUUCCCAUACUUUUUCACCGAGUUGAUAUGGAAGUAGCCCCACGGAUGUUCGAACGACGUCCCGUUGCCAGAGAUGAGACUCUCAAGUGGAAGAAGGCUGUGAUUAAGCGGGAUCUGGUCGACGUGCUCGACACUGCUCCACCGAAAAACGACCUUGUUGGAAGGGAUCUCGAUCUCGUAGAAUUGACUGUCUAUGACAUAUCCAUCGCCGGGGCCACCGACGGCCGUCAUGUCUGCCGUGGUGAUGUUGACCGCCGUCACUAAUAUUGUCUGAUUGUCCGUGACCUCACUCUCAUGGAAAUCCAUGUACGACGAAUGUUUGAUGUGAUCAAAGAUCUGAAAGCUCUCCUCCAAGGUCACGUUGUAGAUGUUGGUGUAGCUAUCGUCAAAAACCUGGAUGGUUCCCCAACCGAGUCCUUCAUUGUAGACGGGUCCGACCCAAUUGAAGAGGAGAGUCUGAUUGCGAACCUUUUGUGGCCGUAGAGGCCCGAUGGGCCAGACGCUGG
Exophiala oligosperma is the source of this 2779-nucleotide messenger RNA. Its product is annotated as protein-L-isoaspartate O-methyltransferase. Lineage: Eukaryota; Fungi; Ascomycota; Eurotiomycetes; Chaetothyriales; Herpotrichiellaceae. Gene Ontology annotation, molecular function: protein-L-isoaspartate (D-aspartate) O-methyltransferase activity. The record is from RefSeq and is a predicted model, not a curated record. The transcript has a single exon. Gene Ontology annotation, biological process: protein modification process. Gene Ontology annotation, cellular component: cytoplasm. Bases 146 to 1045 code for a protein of 299 amino acids.